AAUCACGGUUAGUUAAUUGAACUGAAAUGUGUGCUUAAAAAUACAAUUAAAUCAAUAAAUAAGCUGCAAUCAAUAGUUGUAAAAAUGCGCCCUCUAGCGUUAGUUUUGCAUCUUGCAUGCCGGUUGUUUCCGGUAUGAUGGCGACCUGCUUUCUUGAAUUCACUUCUCUCUGAUAAAAAAGAGGUUGAACCGGAAAGCACGCGGUUAUGGUGAAGAACCGCAUCAAACGGCAAGCGGCGCUUUCAAUCCAGCAUGCAGUGAGAUGAUCCUCAUGGCCGCGUCCAAAAUGGCUCUCUAGUGUACUAUGUAGUGCAGGACUGGGGUUCACUUUAUAGCACACAGAUCAGGUUAUUAGAAUGGGAAGCAAUCAAGUCAAUGAGCAGCAGAAGAUUUUCAGUGGUGUAGGAUCUCAGGAGACUUCAGUGGGAAAAAGGUUUCAUUGUGUGUCUCAAUUUAACACCUGCUGCCAUUUAGUUUCCAUUCUCCAAAUUCCCAUCAUUUAUUUUGCCCAGGUGUGCACGUGACAAUAAAAAUAUAUGGAUCUCGUUUCAUUGUGCAUUUUGAGAUCCCCUUUUCUUCUAGCCGUGUUUGGAAAGAGUGGUCAUUCCUCUGUUCUUUUCACCAGUAAGAUGUUUGAACCUAAACCUAAAGAAUCCCAGAAGACCAAGAGAGUGUCUGAAAGAGUGUAUGGAUUCAAACCACCCCAUCUGAGACUCUUUCCACCAUUCUGAUGUUUGACAUGAAGAUUAACGUGCAGAACUCCAUGGAUGGAGUGUCCGAAAGUGCAGCAAAUUACGAUCCACACACACACACACACACACACACACACACACAUGGGAGAUCUUGAACAUCUGGUUAGAGUGCUAAUUUUAUUUUUUACCGAAAUUUCUUGAGUCACGGCCUUGAAGAUCUAAACAAUGGUAGGAAAAAGGUCACAAACGCUUCCUGUGUUGUGAGCUGAGCGAGUUUAGAUCCGUUCUAGAUCCCAGGUUCCCACGCUGCAGACAACAUUAGACUCAGACACUGUGUGUGGACGCUGUAGUCUCUCAAAACACACCUCUUCUCUCUCACUGUCUCUCUCUCCCCUUUUCUUUCAGGUGGGAUUAAGAGUUGGUGCAGAAGGCCAGAGCUUUGUGCAUGUUCUUGUGUGUGUGUGUGAGAGAUACUAUGCCGUUAUUGCUGCUCUUAACACUCUGCACUUGCUCUGGUGCCAUUGGUGAUCCUCAGCCAUUGCUUAACUACAGCUCUCUGAGCCUGCUGGAUCUUCAUGUCCCCUACUUCCUGCACAGCAACACACACGUGGCAAGAGUUUGCCAAGAAGAUCCACUCUGCCCGUUUAAAGAUGCUCUACUGCAACAGCAGUUGUGCUGGGGUUACGAGAAGGACUGUUCGCCCGCGUACAGGUUCAGCUUCCCUACCUGCACCAGCGUGGACUCGGCGUGGGCUCGCUCAGUGCAGUCGGCUCAGGAAACUUUCUGGAAGCAAGCGGACUUCGGCUAUGUUAAAGAACGUCUGAGUGAGAUGAAGACUCUCUGCGAGCCUUUAAAUCCCGGUGAAUCCUCUCUGAAGUGCACAAGCCACCUGCGCUACUGCCGAGCCACCAACCUCUAUCUGGACCUCCGGAAGCCCCGCAGAGGUCAUGAGAGGUUUAAUGAAGAUUUCCUACAGAAAGGAGAAGUUGGGGGUCACUGCAGACUGAACAGCAGGGCAUUGAAGGCAGAAGGGCAGCACAAGAGCCCCCUGCAGUCCUGGUUUGCCGAGCUGCAGACGUACACGGAGCUCGACUUUCACCCCAUAGAUGACGGGCACUGUGACGUCAUGAUCGAGAGGCCCACAGUGUUCAUGAAGCUGGAUGCAGGUGUGAACAUGUACCAUCACUUCUGCGAUUUUGUCAACCUGUACAUCUCUCAGCACCUCAACAACUCCUUCAGCAGAGACAUCGCCAUCGUCAUGUGGGACACGAGUUUUUAUGGCUAUGGAGACCUGUUCAGCGAAACGUGGCGAGCUUUUACUGAUUACGACGUCAUACACCUGAAAACCUACGACACGAAAAGGGUGUGUUUCAGGGAUGCGUUCUUCUCGCUAUUACCACGGAUGAGGUACGGCCUGUUCUACAACACACCCCUGAUUGCAAACUGUCACAGUGAGGGGAUGUUCAGAGCAUUUUCUCAGCAUGUCCUCCACCGACUCAGCAUCCCACAGGAGGGACCCAGGGACGACCAAAUCCGGGUCACGCUGCUGGCUCGGAGCACAGAGUAUCGUAGGAUAUUAAACCAGAAGGAGCUCAUAAACGCCCUGAAGACUGUGGCUUUAUUUGAGGUCAAGCUGGUGGAUUACAAGUACAAAGAUAUGCCAUUUCUGGAGCAGAUCAGGGUGACCCAUAACUCGGACAUCUUUAUAGGGAUGCAUGGAGCUGGUCUGACACACCUGCUCUUCCUCCCAGACUGGGCCGUUAUACUCGAGCUCUAUAACUGCCAGGACGAAGGCUGCUACCGCGAUCUGGCUCGUCUCCGGGGUGUUCACUACCUCACCUGGCAGAGAGCAGACAAAGUGUUCGCUCAGGAUAAGGGACACCAUCCUACACUCGGAGAUCACCCGAAAUUUACCAACUACACCUUUGACCCAAAUGAGUUCAUGCGCUUGGUGAUGCUGGCUGCAGACCACGUGCAGAGACACCGAGCAUGGCGUUCCAUACAGGAGACGAGAUGAGCUGUAGCGUGCACACACACACACACACACACUCACAGACACUAGACUCAAACGCUUAGAACUUUACACCGUUAAAAGGGCUGUACUACACAGUGCUGAUCCAGGAUCAGCUCAUAACCUUCACCUAAUGAAGAAGUAUUUAUUCAUUUUGCAUUUUAGAGCGAUUUGAUGAAUUCAGUGGUUGUGAGGUUUAAAGACAGGGUUUUAAAGACAGGAUUGGAAAAGGUCGAGAUGGUCGAGAAUUUCUCUUCAUCUUCUCAAUAGGACCGAUGCAGCAAUCCUCACAAAUUAACGCUUGAAAUGACUGAAAUAUCCUCCAACCGAACUCAUUUUCAGAUGUUACAUUAUAGACAUAUUUUACACUGCAUGGCCAAAAGUAUUCUGACGCCUGGGACACCUGAAGGCACACAAUUGUAUAACGUGCACAAAGCCAGCUUCAUGAAGAUAUGCUAAAAUUGGGUUCUAGUAGAAGAUCUUGACCUGCUGUAGAGCUCUGGCUUCAACCCUACUGAACCUCUUUUGGAAUGAAGCACAAAUCUUUACAAGCACACUCCAAAAUCUAGUGGAAAAUCUUUCUUAAAAAAAGUGGAACUCAUUAUAACAGCAAAUGUGGACUUAAUGAGGAAUGGGAUGCACAAAAAAAACAUAGCAAUCUUGUGUUUAGGUGUCCACAAACUUUUGUCCAUAUAGUGUACUAUUUCUGUAUAGUACGUGACAAUCUUGUAAAAUAUUACUACCACAUUAUGAAGCUUGAAAAGCGAUAAAACUUAGAAAUUAAAUAAAAAAUAAGUAGUAUAUUAUUUAGGUCAGUUUAAAAGAGAAACCAGAAAAAUCAGUGUUACAAAAAUGCUCAACAUAAUUAUAAUAUUAUCCUAUAUGGAGGAUUUUAGCUCCUCUGCAUUCACGCAGCAGCUUCCUAUUUGCUGCGUGUUUUAUUGGUUUGUUUGUUUUUGUGCUGGAUGAGUGUUUUAAGAUCCGGUAUUGUUUUUGAGAAAUUACAUUAGACAGAUGUGCGCAGUUUUUAAAUCUCCAACCCAGAAAUAUUUGAACUGUGUAGCAUUAAAAAAAACCUGCUGUAUUGUAAUCCACGAUAGAGAUUUAUAUCAGGAUUUGGUAAAGGAAAGAUCGGCAUGUGCUUAGUGCAAUUUCGUAGAAAGUGUGUGUGUUUAUUGUGUAUUUACAGUAUUGUGUGCUGAUUGUGCUUUACACACGCAUCAAGCUGGGUUGUUUUUGUUUUUGCAUAUUUGUUAGCAUUUUAAUAGAUUUGCUGACCUAGUAUUUAUUUUACAUUAGCUCCAGUGUAGGUCACGUGUGUAGAUGUGCUCAGGUACAUGCUUUACAAGUUUCGUGCUUCGUUUACAAAGACUUUGGCUGCAAUUUUGUCCUAUUUCUCACUUUGAAUUUGUAAUUUUUUCUAGGGACUUUUAAUGUUCCCUUUAAAAUUGACUGAAAAUAGGACAAUACUUUAAUUAUAGAUUCAAAGCAGCUUAUAUUUGUUUUUAUCACCAUCUUAUUCUGUUCUCAAAUACUCCAGGUUUUCUUUUUUAAUCACCGUCCACACAUAAUACAGAUAAUCUAGAGUUUAUUGGUUCUGACUGAAGAAGGCUUGACUGAAAAAAAAAAAAUCAUGGGACGUGCUGAAUAAAAGUGUUGCCUUUAUAUAAAGUGAA
This is a messenger RNA of Silurus meridionalis, 4379 nucleotides long. It is a transcript of the gene eogt, whose product is annotated as EGF domain-specific O-linked N-acetylglucosamine (GlcNAc) transferase. Gene Ontology annotation, cellular component: endoplasmic reticulum lumen. NCBI's taxonomy places the organism in Eukaryota, Metazoa, Chordata, Actinopteri, Siluriformes, Siluridae. Gene Ontology annotation, molecular function: protein N-acetylglucosaminyltransferase activity. The record is from RefSeq and is a predicted model, not a curated record. The transcript has 16 exons. The coding region runs from base 1138 to 2709 and encodes 523 amino acids.